Vanrija pseudolonga is the source of this 1029-nucleotide messenger RNA. RefSeq lists its product as uncharacterized. NCBI's taxonomy places the organism in Eukaryota, Fungi, Basidiomycota, Tremellomycetes, Trichosporonales, Trichosporonaceae. Bases 1 to 1029 code for a protein of 342 amino acids. Gene Ontology annotation, biological process: RNA catabolic process. The record is from RefSeq and is a predicted model, not a curated record. The transcript has 2 exons. Gene Ontology annotation, cellular component: ribonuclease H2 complex.
AUGUCGGCCUUCAUCCUCGCGCCGGCGCCGAGCGCGCCCCCAGAGAAAGCGCUACACCUCCUGCCCUUCUCACUACCCCCCACAACGACGUCGACCACGAUCGGCGCGUACUUCCAGCCGCGGGCAGCGCCGCCCUCCCACCCCGCCGCGGACGCAGGCUGCCUCCUCGCGUCCUUCCGCGGGCGGCAGAUUGUCGGGCAGCGCGUGGCCGUGCCGAAGGGAUAUAAGGGGGUAGUGCUGCGCGCGAGCGGCUCCACUUCCGACGCGUCGGCUUCGGCGAGCGAGCCAGCAGCGCCGCGAUACCCGCUUACGCCGGCCUCUUCGAUCGCGAGCACGAGCACGAGCGAGCCACCAGCGCCGGCAGGACGGACGCGCGGCGCAGGCCAAGUCGCCCUCAGUCGACCGCGCCGGCGCGCAGUGACCACCCGCGCGCGUAUCGCGCUGGACGAGAGCGACGACGAGCAGGACGACGACGCCGACGUGGUCGCGCCGCGCAAGAAGGCGCGCGUGGCCACCCCCAAGCCGGUGACGGUGCCGGAUAUCAACAUUGUGCAAGCUACGCCCGCGAAGCCCGGCGUCGACGAGGAGCACGACGAGGAGCACGACGACGCGACGCUUGCGCCAGCUGCCGCUGUGGUGCCCGAUGGCGAAGUCAAGGCCGAGAAGAUGCCGCCAGCUGCACCGGCGCAAGAGUACGCUGCUGAUGGGCGGCCCGCGCGCGUGCUUAUGCCUGUUGGAGCGUUUGAUGCGUUCACGCUGUGGACGCCGGACGCGCCGUUGGCGGGGUAUGCGCGGGGCGCGGCGGCGGCGGCGGGCGAGGGCAAGGAGGGAGUGGAGGGCCAGGGGGAGGGGGAGGGAGAGGGGGAGGGAACGAAGGGAGAGGCCGGCUGGUGGUCGGCCACUGGGGGCGGAGGCGAAGGCGGGGACGAGUUUGUGCGCGCGCUUGGCGAGUGGCUUGGGCUGUGUGAGAUUAUUCACGCUCCGGUGUACCUCGACGACGGGGACGACGAGAGCGACGACGACGAGUAG